This is a messenger RNA of Prunus persica (peach), 1810 nucleotides long. Its product is annotated as AP-4 complex subunit mu. The record is from RefSeq and is a predicted model, not a curated record. Gene Ontology annotation, biological process: protein targeting; Golgi to lysosome transport. The transcript has 13 exons. Gene Ontology annotation, cellular component: clathrin adaptor complex; cytoplasmic vesicle; trans-Golgi network. Lineage: Eukaryota; Viridiplantae; Streptophyta; Magnoliopsida; Rosales; Rosaceae. Bases 194 to 1534 code for a protein of 446 amino acids.
ACUUUCAAAACGUGGCUCAAAUUCGGUACCCGUACCGCCAAAUGUUGGUUCCCGUUUUCCACGCGGAGAUGGGGCCAGAGACAGACGCAAAGGGCACUGAAGGACUCUGAGAAGGAACAAUCUGAAAUCGUCUGAUCGAAGCGAUCAAAAUUCACGAGUUGGAAAACAGGAAGAGGCUUUGAGCUGAGGAGCGAUGAUCUCUCAGUUCUUCAUUCUAUCGCAGAGAGGCGACAGCAUCGUCUUCCGCGACUAUCGCGGUGAAGUACCGAAGGGAAGCGCGGAGAUUUUCUUCCGCAAAGUGAAAUUUUGGAAGGACGAUGGGGAAGGGGAUGCGCCACCUGUCUUUAAUGCGGAUGGUGUAAACUACUUUCACGUGAAGGAUGCUGGGUUGCUAUUUGUUGCGACAACAAGAGUGAAUGUGUCACCCUCUCUUGUUUUGGAACUUCUGCGAAGGAUUGCAAGAGUCGUUAAAGAUUACCUUGGGGUUCUUAGUGAAGAUGCAUUGCGAAAAAACUUUGUGCUUGUGUAUGAGUUGCUCGACCAAAUUAUUGACUUUGGUUAUGUGCAGACAACUUCGACUGAGGUUUUGAAGUCAUAUGUGUUCAAUGAGCCUGUUGUGGUUGAUUCUUCACAGUUAGGCCCUGCUGGAAUAUUUAUGGCCAAAAGAAUGCCAGUGACAACAAUUACAAAAUCUGUUGUAGCAAAUGAGCGUGGGGGAAGGAAAAGAGAGGAAAUUUUUGUUGACAUAAUCGAGAAAAUGAGUGUUACAUUCAGUUCCAGUGGAUAUAUACUUACUUCUGAGAUUGAUGGUACCAUCCAAUUGAAAAGUUAUCUUACAGGCAACCCAGAAAUUCGACUUGCUCUUAAUGAGGAAGUGGGUAUUGGAAGAGGUGGAGAAUCAAUUUAUGAUUAUGGUAGUUCACUUGGAUCAGGAGCUGUUAUACUGGACGAUUGUAAUUUCCAUGAAUCUGUUCAUCUUGAUAGUUUCGAUGUUGACAGAACACUGACAUUGGUACCAACAGAUGGUGAAUUUCCUGUCAUGAAUUACCGCAUCACUCAGGAAUUCAAGCCUCCCUUUUGUAUUAAUGCGCUAAUUGAAGAAGCAGGACCAUUUAAGGCCGAAGUUACUAUUAAAGUGCGUGCUGAUUUCCCCUCGAGCAUUAUUGCAGAUAAAAUUCUUGUGCAGAUUCCGCUGCCAACAUAUACAACUAGAGUUAGUUUUGAGUUGGAACCUGGAGCAGUUGGAAACACAACUGAUUUUACUGAAGCAAACAAGAGAAUGGAGUGGGGUUUAAAGAAGAUUGUAGGUGGAUCUGAACAUACUUUACAUGCAAAGCUGACAUUUUCACAGGAAUCACAUGGAAAUAUUACCAAGGAAGCUGGACCUGUGAGCAUGACCUUCACAAUACCCAUGUUUAACGCUUCAAGACUUCAGGUGAAAUACUUGCAUAUAACAAAGAAGUCGAAGAGCUACAAUCCAUAUCGAUGGGUGAGAUAUGUCACACACUCAAAUUCCUAUGUUGCCCGGUUGUAAUAUCUCAUCACCCUAUUUUGUUUUUCCGUUUUUCCUUCUCUCUCUCUCUCUCUCUCUCCCCCUCUACGUGUGUUUCUUGCUUCUUUUUUACCUUUACCCACCCAGAAUGAAUGCAGUUAAACAAAAAUGGAGUUAGUUUCUUAUUACCAAAUCAGAUUUUAUCUUUGUCCUGUGUACCAUCAUGAUGACCCACUAAAGGGGAACACAUAGACUUGCCCAUGAUGCUUGAGAGAAUACCAGACUAGUAAAACUGACUGGAGUUCUUUGUGUUUGACA